Bombina bombina (fire-bellied toad) is the source of this 677-nucleotide messenger RNA. Its product is annotated as vitelline membrane outer layer protein 1. The transcript has 3 exons. Bases 24 to 590 code for a protein of 188 amino acids. The record is from RefSeq and is a predicted model, not a curated record. NCBI's taxonomy places the organism in Eukaryota, Metazoa, Chordata, Amphibia, Anura, Bombinatoridae.
AAAGAGUUUUUCAAACUUACACAAUGAUCCAGGCUUUCCUAUCCCUCUUUCUACUCUCUCUCUUUUCCCAAGGAUAUGAAGCUUGGAGUCCCAGGACCAUCAGUGUCUCUAAUGGAGGAAGAUGGGGAAACUGGGGGUCAACUAAUUGGUGUCCCUCAGGUUCUGUGGCCAGAGGAUUUUCUGUUAAGGUAGAGCCGACACAGGGAAGAGGAGACGAUACUGCUUUGAAUGGAAUACGUCUACAUUGUGUUGAUCGCGAAAAUAAUCAGAAACAAAAUACUAUCACUUCUAAAGAGGGGCCGUGGGGAUACUGGUCCUCAACUUUCUGGUGUCUUGAUAGCCAUCUUAUCUCCUUCAGCUUAAGAGUAGAGCCACCCCAAGGAGACGGUGAUGACACAGCAGCUAACAACAUCAGAUUUACAUGUUUAAACAAUCAUAACAUUGAGGGUUCUGGGCAUUCAUGGGGUACUUAUGGACCAUGGAGCUUGAACUGUAAGGACGGUAUUUGUGGCAUCCAGACCAAAGUGGAAGAUUCACAAGGACGUGGAGAUGACACAGCCCUCAAUGAUGUUCAGUUUUACUGCUGUUGAAACUUAUUUGUCUACUGUACUCUUCAUAACAAAUUAUUAAAUACAGUAGAUAUAAAAAAAGAAUAAACAUCCAUAUUAAAAUCCAAA